This is a messenger RNA of Cuscuta epithymum, 781 nucleotides long. Lineage: Eukaryota; Viridiplantae; Streptophyta; Magnoliopsida; Solanales; Convolvulaceae. The record is from the annotation of a GenBank genome assembly.
UACACACAAAAAAACACUCUCGUAAACUUUAGACUAUAGUGGAUAUUAAGAAACCCAAAUAACUGAAGAGAGAAAUCAGACCAGACUGAUCAUUUGAAUCUCCGGAAUGGGGGCGGGUUGGGCUUUGGCCCGCUCGACGACGACCAUCAAUGGUGUGUUGUUCGUGAUGGGGCUGCUGCUGACGUGUGCGAGCGGUGAUCGGAUAAAGGUGGGAGGGAAUGUGGGUUGGGCCCCCAACGUGAUGAACUACACCGAAUGGGCUGCCCAACAGCAUUUUUACGUCGGCGACUGGCUUUAUUUCGUGUUUGAUAAGCACUACUACAAUGUGUUAGAAGUGAACGAGACCAAUUACGAGUCAUGCAACGACAAGGAGUUCGUGACAAACAUCACGAGAGGCGGGCGGGACGUGUUUCUGCUGAAGGAGGCAAGACCUUAUUACUUCAUCAGCGGCGGAGGUUACUGUUGGAAUAAAUUGAAAAUGGCUAUCAAUGUCGAACAACGGCCGCUUGCUCCUCCCCCGCUGCUGCCUGUCGCUCAAUCCAUAAAUGGUUCGCCAUCGCUAAUGCCGCCUUCUAAACCCAUUGUCGUCUUCCUUGUCAUGGUUCUUGUUGCUUUAUCUACAUUUGUGUUCUGUUAAGCAUAAUGUGUGAUUGUAGUCUUAGGACUUAAAUGGUACUAUAACUAUGUACCAACUAUUGAGCAUUGCAAUACUUCAACUAUUGAAUGAACCAAAUUGAUAUCUUAAAUGCAUUUAAAUGUUACUACCUCCGUCCCGUUGGAA